CUUAGCCGUGGUCCUCCGUGUGUCUGUGAAUGAAUGACAUCAUGCGGGCUGCUGUCGGUCUCCAUCUGCGACAUGACACCCUCAGACACUACGGUUAGACGAUUAUUUAAAAUCUGCCGUUAAACCGGUGUAGAGUGAUGCAGCAGAAGUUGUGUUCCAGAGGUUCUGGUUCUUUCCUCUUGGAGAGGAACGGCCAGGCCUGCGGUGCCGUCACCGUCACCUCCUGCGACCUUCCCUUCCGCUGCCCCCGCUGUGGCGAACAGGAGCGUUUCCGCAGCCUGGCCUCGCUCCGCGCUCACCUGGAGUACCGCCACUCGUACCGCUCACCAGAUGUUACCACUGGCGGCUUCAGCAUCACUGGCAAACUCCCCGACCCGUUGACGGCGGCGAUCCCCUGGCACGACAUGAGCCUCCCGACCCGCAGGGGGCAGCAGAGCACGGGGCGGCCACCUCACGCCCGCUCCCUUAGUGACAGCAGAGACAGUGGGUACCUCCACUCCUACAGCUCUGUGAGGAGACGCACGCAGAGUGUUGGUGUGGGGACGCAGGCUGAGGAGGAGGAGGAGGAUGACGACGAGGAAUUUGGGACAGAGGAUGAAGAUGGAGGAGAUGAGGAUGAGGACGAUGACGAAGGUGAAGAGAGAGAUGGGGGUAGAAACGAGGAGGAUAUAAAAAUGUGCAUCAAAAAGUCAGACGUAUGCCACCAUCAACUCAACCACCAUCAUCUCCCGUUCCCUCCUCCAGCGCCUCUUGGUCCCCCACCAGACCCGGACCUGGACCUGGACCUGGACCUCAUAGAGCAGAACUCAUACUCUGGGUUGGAGACUGCAGCAGCCUCGGCCGCCGUGCGUCGACGACUGGCCAGCAUCCUGCGGGCGGCUGACAGCACCAUGCAGCGCCGGCUGGCCAAGGUGAGCACGGAGCUUGCCCAGACCGACACGGAGCUCCUGUGUGAGCGCGCUCACUCACAGCACUUGGCCCAGGAGAGGCAGGAAGUUGCAGACAGGGAGAGGUCGCUGAGCCGGCAGGUGGAUGUGGCUGUCAUGGUGAUCGCCGCGCUGAGGGAGCAGCUCAACGCCUCAGAGAACGAGCUGGAGCGGCGAGAGAGGGAGGUGAUAACCAUUCAGAAGUUUCUGGAAGCGGCAGCUCGACAGGAGACAUGUGGUAAAGUUCGAAUCCAGCGCUUCAUCGAGAAUCUGCUGAGACGCAUCGCUCUGGCCGAGAGACUGGUGGAGUAUUACCAGGUCAAUGGCAGCCCGCAACAGUGCAACCACAACAAGUACCAGCAGCAAACUGAUAAUGGGCCUCACAGAAUCACUAAAAGCAGGUCAGCAGGAGGUCAGCUGUCCUCGUCUGGUCUCCAUGACAACAGAUCCCACUCCUCCUCGCAGGUCGGCGGCCGUCCUCUGUUCUCCAAACAGGGCGGCGGGGAACGAGACCGGGAGCGGGAGCACCGGGAGCGGCUGGCCCAGUCGUCCAGGCUCUUCUGCCGACCCGAACACAGAGACGACAUCUGGAACCACCAGCGCCGCCGGUCCGCCGGGUACGAAGCAUAGAACUGUAGAGAAACACCGGGGGAGAGGGGGUGUCAGAGGGGAGAACUCUAUUCAACUUUAUUCCAGUGUGUUAACCUAUGGAAAAGUACAGUACAGUCAAACUUACAUCAGACUUCUCUGGAGCAGUUAAUCUGAGGUGACUCCUCCUUCACUAUAGCUCUUCAUUUAAAACAAUGUACUUCUAUACAUGUGGACUGAUGCUCUUAUUCAGCUAAAAGGGUGCAGAUGGUCCAUUAUGCUUAAUAAACUUCAGUUUUUGAAAUCUUAUUUUGACAUAGAAAUGCAAAUUUAGACAAAAUCUAAAUAACUUUCCUGCAUAUAUUGUACAGGAUGUUCAAAAAUAGGGAAACGUUAUCAGUUAUUGGUAAAAGAAUUGAAAUAAUUGACUCAUUUUAAGUCAAAAUGAGAGUGUAAUAUGUAUUAUUCCCUCCAAAUGUCAUCUGAUGGACAUUUUUUAUUUUAGUAUUAUGCAAAAAAUGUUUGCAUAUAUUACAUUUUUGUAUAGCAUGGUUGAAUUCAAUUGCUCCUCCUCCUGAAAAGUGCAAUUUUAAUUCAGUUUUUUAAUAUAUAAAUCAAACUAAGACACCAAUUUAAAAUUAGAGAAAAGAUUACACUAAAUUAUAAAUCAAGAACUCUUUUGUAAAUGUCACUUGGCUUCAGAUGGUCUGAUCACUAAUGAGAGAUGAACACAACACACACAUCACAGUUACUACGCUGCGUUACAGGGUUUAAAAAACAUAAUGCAAUAAUAGAUAUUACUGCAUGACCACAUCGGCAUCACACUGUUUUCAAGUGCAUAUUGUGAAUAUUUUCUAUUGCCAGCACCGUGUUGUUGCAUAUUUUCUACUUUUCCAUAGAUUACUAUACUGAAAUAGACGACGGUGAGGUGUUACACUGGGUGCUUUUUCAGCGGGAUGUAAGUGUGGGUAAACUUUCAGUAUUCAAACAUAUAAAUGAACAGCUUUUCAUCUUUUGUCUCAUCUGUCAGCACAAAUCACAAUAUUUACUACAGUAUGAUUAAUCUCAGUCUUUUAGUGAUAUGUUCUGAAUCCUCUUCUGUGUUUUAGAGAAAAUUCAGGUGGAAAUGUGCUUUUGUAUUCAUCGACUGAUUUCAGAUUUAGUUACAGUUGAUCGUGGAAACAUGAAUUUUGAGGAAGGUGGAUUGAGGAUGAAUAGUUCCCAGUGACGUCGAUGACACGUCCUCUCCUCUGGUUGAACCUUUACAUCUCGGCCUGGUUCCCCCCCUAAAAAACUGCCCAUCAGUCCAGUUAUCUUAUCUCUGUCUGUGCUUUUGAGGCCAAACGGCAGCGACGAAUGCCUGUGAUCAUCUCGGUAGUUUACGUAGUUUAAACUAAACCCCUCCACUGAACAGCAGAUAAUAUAUUAUCAUAGUUUCACUUGUAUGAAAUGUCCUAAAAUGAUCACUUUAAAUGUGCUGCUAAACCAAAUUAUAUCAACUGUGUGAUUAUUAUAAGGUUUGCGAGGAGAUAUUAAUUAAAUUUGUCAAAAAGUGUAUUUAAUGCUGAUGGUGAUAACCUCCAUUUACUUUCAAGGCCAACAAGCAUUUCAGCUAAUUUGGUUUGUGUUGUUAGAGGUUACAUUUAAAAACAUCCAUUGUGUAGUGUUUCUCCACUGUUGGGAGCCGGCCCUGGAUGCUAUCAGAGUUUAAGCUAACGUUGAAUUUUGGGGUAGUUACAUCCCAAGUAUAUAAGCUAAGAAAUCAGUACGAACUUACUGUUUUCAAUCGUACCUACAAUACUAGGACUAACCAGCUCUGUGUUGCUACAAGAUGAAUCCUUGUUCUUUUAUUUCUGUUUCUUUUAACUGUUGGGGAUAAUGACUUUCUAUCUGGGGCCUGUUAGCUUUAGCAUCAGUCUGUUAGCAUGAUAUAAGUACUUAUUUAGCCAUGAAAUGCAUAUUUAAGACCCCUUUUACAAGAUUCUCAUCGGUUCAAAUCAUUAAAAAGUUAGCUGGGGUUAAGUGUUUUGCUGUUGGGAGAAGUUUGCCUCGAGGGCUUUCUCUGCCAACAAGGAAUUUCUUGAUAGAGGUUAGGAACAAAACAGUGGUUUUUGGUUAAAUUGAAUAGAGUUCUGCCAGAACGUCUAUAUGCCGGCAUUUACAAACAGCUCAUGUAGCAAAUGUUAGCAUAAUUAGCAUGGUAGCUAUGUCUGAUCAAAUCUGCCAGCAAAAGUUUUCAUUUAAGUCGGCAAAUUCACCCGUCAUUGGUUCUAAAAGAAGAGCCUGCUUUUGUCUGCCUCUGUUUGAAAUUAAGGACCUAUUGAUUCAAAAAUUAAUAGAAUUAUUGAAUGGUAAAUCUCUUCUUUUUAAUCACUGUAAACUGUGCCAGAACUGAAAAGCUUGAUAGCGACACUGAAGCUGAACCAUCUGCACCACCAGCAUCAAGACUCCCUCUGGAGUCGGAGAAAUAAAGGGAUUGUUGUUGACUCAUAGAUGGAGUCAUUGUGCCAAAAUUAAACCUACACUUUAUUAGCAACACUUUAAAAUCUGUAUAAUAGUCGGUUGAUUGAAAUAUUGUAUGAUUUGGGACUUUUUCAGUCUUCCUCCACCAACAGCAUCCUCUGAGAGGGUCAGGCAGACACUACUGUAGCCUCUAGAAUCUCUCUGGAGACUGUUAUAACUCAAAUGCAGCAAUAUAUCUUAUUUUGAUUCAAGGGGGAGGCCAUGGCCGUGUUCUGGUGCUUUUGUUCACAUCUGAAAUUCAUUAUCUGGUAAAUGAGACAGUUUAAAAAUAAGUUUGGUUAUAAUUGAUGCACACAACAAAGCUGUACCUAUUCAUCUUUGGUGGAUUUUAAAAACCCGUUAGCUGUAUGUAUACUGGUAAUUAAUAAUCUAAACUUCACAGGAGCAUCAUUUUGUAACUUCCUCGCAGCUCUGCUUUGGUUUGCGAAGCACAGACAGGAGUCUGAUGACACCAGACCUGGGUCAAAUGAACUCUGCAUAUUUUUGGCUUUUGUUCUGAAGAGGCUUCAGAUGGCAGAUGGGUCGGAUUCACUACAUUAGGACCAAUACAGUCUAACCUGUCUAAUAUUGUACAUAGAGAGAAAACGUAGAUAUGUUGACUUGGAAAUACUUUAUUGUGAUAUUUAUUUUUUCUGACAGUCGUGGUCCUAUGUAGCCGAUCACCACCAAUCUGUCAUCUUGUUCUGUAAAAUAUUCCACCUUUGUUUAAAGGAAACCUGCUCGGGAAGGUUUUCCAUUUGCCAGAGUCAGAUGAGAGGUUGGUUAUUAGUUUCAUCUCUGUGUGUUCACUAUGUGUUAGCCUAGCUUAGCACAAAGGCUGGACAGCAGGGAGAAACUGCUAGCCUUGCUCCAUCAAAGGUGCCAAUAACCGCAAAGCUAUCUGAUCAACAUCAGGUUUUCUUAUUGUCAACAAAUGUUAUUGUUAAUCCCAUCAAAACCUGAUAUAUCUUCUUCCUCUGUAAACACAGAGCUCCAUCCUUUUGCAAAAACUGUUGAAAACACAUCAGUCAGCCACACUGGGUACAUUUACAUGCAGAAUAUAUAAUAUAAUAUUCAGAUUUUUCUAUGAGUCAUGUUAACAGCAUAGUCUGUUUGAUAUUCUGAAUCAGGCCUUUUUCUGAAUGGAGCAUUUUCCGAUUAAGACAUUUGGAAUAUGCCGGUAUUAUUCGGAUUUUAGGAGGAUUCGUAAGACUUGUAUACAGCACAUUCGGAAUAUGCGUCUCAGUUUGCGACAUGCGGCUUCUUGUCUGUUUACGGUCAGCUCUGUGUGUUGUCAUGGUUAUGUUGUACACAAACCAACUCGCCAAUAGUUUGCAAGGCUGAGGUGGAGAUGCAUGCCCAUAAGAAAAGCCCACAUUUCUGAUCAGAAGAAGAAACACGCCUAGAUGUAAACAGUAGGAAAGACUCGGAUAUCAACAGGAAUUUGGACAUGUGCAAAUAUCACAACGCUGACCUUUCAAGGAUAUGAUAUGAUACGAUACGAUAUACUUUAUUGUCCCUGUAGGGAAAUUUGUCUUGGACACAUUGUUGGUUUUGGUCUUUUUAUGGGAUUUGUUGACAAUAAAAAGAUACAGAGCAAUGUCAUUAUUCUUUUCCUAGAGCCUGUAAAUAAAUGUCACUUUUGGUGGAGCUAGUCAGUUUCAGUCUUUGAGGAACUCACCGGAUAAAAUGAGCCGUAUACAUGCAGGUACAGUUUGUCCCAGGUCUGGAGGACGCCACACAUAUAACGAAUGUACUCUUGAGUUAACGUAUAGCUCACACUGAAGAGAUGCCGUGUUUUAAGACCUGACUUUUGUCUCGCCGUUCAGGCUUAAACUCGCACUCAUUCACACAGAAACGGGUGGAGAUUCUCCGAUCACAAAUGAAUGCUUUCAUCCAAAGUGACUUACAGUGCCGUGAAUGCAUACAGUACACUUGCAGUAAACAACACUCUUGUUUGAUAGAAUCAUUCCUUUCUCUGCAUCAUUCUCGACGAUCUGUUUACACGUCAUCUUUUGCACUCAUCCAAUGAUAAGAAUGUAAAUGUAAAAGACGGUAUUCGGUGUAAAAUGUAUCUUUGCUGUCGUUGGUUUAGGUUUUGUUGACAGUGUUAAUAGAUAUUUUGUAUACAAAGCUAUUAUGUGUCGUCAAGUGGAAGUAGUAGUCCUACAGUACUUUAACUUGGCAGAACAUUUAUCUGGAUCACAAACAAAUCACGUCUUUCUUUUUUUUCUUCUUAUCUGUUAUGUGAAUUUAAGACCUUUAAGGGUUCGCUUCUUCUUGUUUCCGUCUUUUUUUUUUUUUUUUUUUGGUGUUAUUUACAUUUCGGCAAAUGUCGGUCAAUAAGGUCAUGAAAAGUUCUCUUAGUGGAUUUUAGUAGAUAUAGUUUGCAUGCACCCUUUUUGUAUACCUGACUAGAAGUUGUGUCAAUCAUUAUUUAUUCCAAAUUUAUUGCAAGUUUCCAUUUUUUCAAGCCAAAUAGUGCACUGUAAUUUUUUCCAUCUGUCCAACAAACCAAGUCAGAUUGAUACACUACAGUUUCAGUAAUAUCUAAUACUAUAUCCUGAAUGUUACUGUUUAACGGGCUAAAAAGCAUUAGCCAUCAGUUUUUUAAUGGCUUCAUGGGCCCUAAAACGCUGACGGGAAACUUGAGUUUUGUCAGGUUUACUUUCCACUGCUUCUUUACCACAUAAAAAGCUGAUUCUGAGACAUUUGGACAAAUUGUCCACUGAGUAUUCCAGAGGUCCAUCAUCUGAUCAGACUUCUGAGUCCUUUAGCACUUUGUGAAUUUAGGCACUGAGUAUGACUGCUGCUGUUGAUUAAAAACCCAGUUUCAUGUGAAAGAGGUUUUUUUGUUUGCUCACAGUGUGAAAGCAUUGCUCUUUGUGAUGAUCUCUUCUUUCAUCCACCUGCUCUGCUGUUACUUUUGUCUUGCACACGUGUACAUGUGAAAAGCCAGUUUAGAAACCCAGUUAACUGUACGCAUGACGGAGAAAGCAGUGUUCUCUAGGGCUGGGUAUCAGUACUUGAUACCUUUAAGGCAGGGUUUACGUUGGCCGGCAUAUGCCAGCCUUUCGCCAGUACCACAUGUAGCUGUCUGACAAAUUAAAGUAUCAACAGCCAAAACGUCUGGUGGGAAAUUUGCCAAAUAAAUGAAUACAUAGCCAGAUAUUGUGUGACCUGUAAGAUGUGUUGCCAAGACAACUUUAGUAUAAACUUACAUUAUGUUAACCAGAUUUAAUUGUGGAUGGAUCUAUUUAACCACCGAAGCCACGCAGUGAGUCCCUGCUUUUUCAGAGCAUAUGCCACAUCCAUGACAGUCACAGUCUUUGUCUUAGUGUUCUCGGUGUAGUUAGGUGACGGCAUCAUGGAUCACACUCUCUAGAGAGACCUUCAAACACAUCAUGGGUCUCCCUGUAGAACUGGAGAUAACCUUCACUCCACCUUGGCGAGUCAGACAAGGAUAACAGGCUUGGUGAUUAUGGUGACGUUUGCCACACCGAGUCCUUUUCCUCCUUUGCCUUUGCCUCUGCCUUUUAACCUCUGAUUAGUCACUUUGUUUAAUAGACUGCUUCUUCAUUUAACUUGUUUUACGUUAUUUAGAUAUUGUUUUAUUGCCGUAUAAAUGAAGGCUUUAAUAUGGCAAUUUAAAACAUACUCUCACCCAGUGGUGUAGUGGUAGUUGAUGAGGUGGGUAUAUUGCUAGUUAGAUGAGGAAGUAUAUUACAAUGGCUGUUUAGCUGAUAGGUGGGUAUACUGUAACUGGAUAGAAAAAGAAGUGGGUAUAUCCUGUGUACCUGACCGUACCCCUCAUUACACUACUACUCUCACCAGCUGUGACUGGCACAUAGCUCACCACAUACUGUCUGUAGUGUGGUGAAGUCGAGCACAGUGUAUUUGACCUAGUUGGCAGAUCAGCGUGCCAAGAUGACCCCAAAACAUUUAAAAGUAUGGCUUUACAUUACGCCACUCCAUUCACAUUAUAGGUAUUGGUAUCUCUUUGCUGGUACUAGUGUUGGUACUGGUAUUGCAAUUUAAAAAAAAAUACCCAACCCUUGUGUUCUCCAGGAGAAAUCUUCCUGUGAAACUAAUCUCGGACCCACCAGGGUUCUGGUUUACACGACAUGUACUGUAAGAGAACAGCGACUGUAACUUGUGACUGAGGUGCAUGUACUUCUACUCUGUGAGGUCCAUCGUCAGUCUGUCACUUCAUCCGCUGAUCACAGCAUCUCUGAUAAAACCUUGUAUCAUCACUGAAACUGGAUUUUGGGUUUUUAUGCAAACAGCAGCAUUACUCUUGACAGACGUGUGUGUGUAGGAGUGUGUGCAGUGCUUCAGGUUUGUACUGCUUCCUGUUGUGUGUUUGUGGUGCUCAGUCAUUGCAAAGGUGGUGGAAGAUGCAUGAGGCAGCCCUACUAUUACUACUACUACUACCACUACUACUACUACUACUACUACUACAACAACUACAUAUGUAGCUAUUGUGUUACUGUGAAAGCAUGCUUCAUAUGUACCAAAAAAAAGCAAAGUACUUAUACUGUUAUCUUGUACUACUAUGUGUACUUUUGUAGCAGAGCGAGGUCUAUUUUAAUGGUACAGUAUUUGAAGGAGAGUUGCACUAAACCGACCAAGAGCACUUAGCUUGGAGCUGAUUUCAUACGAAGGGAGUGUUGUAAACUGGACAAUCAGGUUUGGAAAAGUCUGGAAAAUAAAUUUUAUUACUUCUGUGUUUUGAAAUGUUUUGAGGAAAAUGUGCUCUGGAAUGGGGAGAGAAAGAAAGAAGCUUGAGAAGCAGGUGAAAACAUAACCGAACAAGUAUUAUAACUGCAGUUAUUGUUAGUUUGAUUAUGACACUACUACCUUUCUUGCCGUGAGUCGGUAGAGAUUAAAGUUAGUUUUAUGUUGUGUAAAAACUGUUUCCGCGCCAAGUUUGAUAUCCUUGAGUUCAUCAUGUUUGUCUGUAGGGAUUUCGUUUGCAGAAGUAAUCUCUAGUUUUGUGCCUUCACUGAGAAACUCUGUUGUCUGUAUAACACUGUGCAAAAUGCAAUACUGUGAAGAACUGGAAUACUUUUUAUGUUGAAACUUGUCGGUCUGUGUGAUAACCAUCGAAGAUUAAAGAACAUGAC
This is a messenger RNA of Epinephelus fuscoguttatus (brown-marbled grouper), 9142 nucleotides long. It is a transcript of the gene znf365, whose product is annotated as zinc finger protein 365. Lineage: Eukaryota; Metazoa; Chordata; Actinopteri; Perciformes; Serranidae. The record is from RefSeq and is a predicted model, not a curated record. Gene Ontology annotation, cellular component: centriolar satellite. The coding region runs from base 138 to 1556 and encodes 472 amino acids. The transcript is spliced from 6 exons. Gene Ontology annotation, biological process: regulation of double-strand break repair via homologous recombination; regulation of neuron projection development; regulation of DNA strand resection involved in replication fork processing.